CUCCGCGCCCACCCACUCACUCGCACACCUACUCACUCACUCACCCGCUUACCCACUCACUCACUCAUUCACUCAGACUCACAACACUCACAAACUUACAACACAGCAAUGUGGGUCUAUCUCCUCCCAAUGACUUCUCUCACGUGAUAAGAAUCAUGUGAUGCUGCCUUCACCAUACGGACUUCUGGUUGGUCCGGAACAAACCCUGGUCUUCCGCAUCCUGAUCCUCUUUUCUUUCCUCGACCUGGCCCUCUCAACCAAUCGUUUUAUAGCAUCACGAACAGGACGGAUGUCACUCCGCUGCUAUUCGAGCCUCUGGCCAGUAAAAGAGUAGGGCCUACGUCACAAAUACGAACAAACACCAUCCUUGUGCUGGAGUAAAUAAAUGAGCGCAUCUCAGUUGUAACGUCUGACCUUUUUUGUUUACUAUAACCCGUCUAUAGAAGAACAGGCGAGGGUCCGUAUUCACAAACGAAACGAUUCUUCCUGAACCCCAAGACUAGCGAACAAUGCUCCUUACGUGAGUAUCGUACCCAGCCUAUCGUCGCCUGCAUGACCGACCACCACUGUUACCGGGAGAUUCGUCCCGUGUUCGAGCUCAGCUCCGGUGAUGAUAGUGUAUCCAGCCUCGGCAAGGGCCGAAAGAGACCCGUCGAUGAGGUGCUGGGCCACUCUCAGCGCUCAUCGGCUUCGAAGCCGACGCCCAAGAGACGCAACGCGCUGGUCGCCUGCGAAAGCUGUAAGAAGCGGAAGACCAAGUGUUCCGCCGGCCGACCCAGUUGCUCCAGCUGUGCAAACAGAGGCAUCGAGUGUCGGUAUACCGCCGACCCAUCCGAAUCGCGCGCUGCGUCAAUGAAGAGAAGACACGACGAAAUGGCCAGCCGUAACACCUCCUUGCACGAAUUCUUCUCGGCGAUGCGAUCCAUGCCGGAGGAGCACGCAUACGAAAUCUUCAGCAGAAUCCGGUCGGGAGUAUCGGCCGAGGACAUCAUACAUGAAAUCGAGGUGGGAUAUCUGCUGGUGAAGUUGUCUGCAUCAACAAAUCCGGAGGCGCCUCGGUUGGAGCCACAAGUGGCCGAGGUCGGGGUCGAAGUCGAGAGCCCGCCGCCCAAGGCAAAUACGUUCGACAUGAGUUGGGCAUACCCCCCCUGGGCUCAUCGACGACCCAUGCGUGUUACGUAGCGAACUGUAUUAUUUUUCCAGCUUGGACAUUUUGACAAAGGUGGCCGGUUAGGUAUCGGACUCAUUAUGGAGCAGCAGCAGCCCUCCAUGUGAAUGGUCUAGGACGCGGACGAGCACAGGAGGACAGACACCGUUCGUCCUUUAUACGUCUUCAUGUCUCAAACUCGCACCCUACGAGUCAAACCAGGUUAAGCCCCCGGGCCGAACGGGAGAUCAGCGUCGUUCGGCGCUGGGCAUAACAUGUUUCUCCGGGAAAUUCUCCGGGGCCUUGCCGUUACUGGCCCAUUGCCGAUGACGACUGAUCGCGUCAUUGCAUCAACCCCAGAUUUCAUUCGACGAACUGCCGUAUAGGCUUGUCGGGUGGUUGCGAGCCAAUAUAACGAGAAUCGAUGGAGUUGCCCAACGUGGACGUGGCUCCGCGAACUCGGAGUUUAUCGCCACCAUGGUCGGUGAAUUGAGGCUCUCGUUGUAGACACCGUAGAGGCCAUGUUGAAGCCGUUGAAGAAAGUCGAAUAGAUAUUUAAGAGAACGAGAGGUUUGCUUUUCC
Colletotrichum destructivum is the source of this 1729-nucleotide messenger RNA. RefSeq names its product Putative zn(2)Cys(6) fungal-type DNA-binding domain-containing protein. The transcript is spliced from 2 exons. The record is from RefSeq and is a predicted model, not a curated record. Gene Ontology annotation, biological process: regulation of DNA-templated transcription. Gene Ontology annotation, molecular function: zinc ion binding; DNA-binding transcription factor activity, RNA polymerase II-specific. The coding region runs from base 553 to 1182 and encodes 209 amino acids. NCBI's taxonomy places the organism in Eukaryota, Fungi, Ascomycota, Sordariomycetes, Glomerellales, Glomerellaceae.